AUGAGAGUCAUUAUCCGCGACGACAAAGACGGUGCUUCGAAAUAUGCUGCCCAGUAUAUCGUCGACCGCAUAAAUGCCUUCGGUCCUACUCCCGAGAAGCCCUUCGUUCUGGGACUGCCUACGGGAAGCAGUCCAGAAAUCAUAUACAAAUACCUCGUUCAGGCGCACAAGGAUGGGUCAGUCUCAUUUGCGAACGUCGUGACCUUUAACAUGGACGAAUAUGUUGGUCUGGCAGAGGACCACCCGGAAUCUUACCAUAGCUUCAUGUACAAGCACUUCUUUGCGCACGUCGACAUCAACCCUGCAAACGUCAACAUCCUGAACGGCAACGCUCCCGACCUCAAGGCCGAAUGUGCCGCCUACGAAGACCGUAUCGCCGCAGCGGGUGGAAUUGACUUGUUCCUCGGCGGCAUUGGGCCGGAUGGACACAUUGCAUUCAACGAGCCAGGCUCGUCGCUUAAGUCGAGGACAAGGGUCAAGACGCUGGCAGAAGACACAAUACGUGCAAAUUCGAGGUUCUUUGGAGGAGAUCUCGGUCAGGUGCCCAAGCAGGCUAUGACCGUAGGAGUGGGCACGGUCAUGGACGCCAGAGAGGUACUAGUAAUCGUACUCGGCUCGAACAAGGCCGUCGCAUUGGCGAAAACUGUUGAGGGAAGCGUGAGCCAGAUGUGGACAUGCAGUGCUCUUCAAAUGCACGAAAAGGCGAUGAUUGUGUGCGACGAUGCUGCAACAGACGAGAUGCAGGUGAAAACAGUCAAGUACUUCAAGAGCAUCGAACAUGUCGAAGCAGAACAAGAACAGAAAACGGCCAAGGCGACUCCCCAAGAAGGAUCGCAAUCAAGACUCGACAAUUGGAGAGCAGGGCUGAAGGACCUCAAGAUCGACACAGACAGGAAAGACCAGCUGGAUAUGGAAGACGGAGAGUUGACACCAGACAGCAUGUCUUCCAGACUGGUCGACUCGGCCAUUGCCAUGAAUGAUAAGAAGAUGUCGGAUUUCAUGUUCGACAGAAUGGGUUCUAGGGUCUCGACGUUUGCAGCAUGA
Molecule: messenger RNA, 1044 nt
Organism: Cladophialophora yegresii CBS 114405
Lineage: Eukaryota; Fungi; Ascomycota; Eurotiomycetes; Chaetothyriales; Herpotrichiellaceae
Product: glucosamine-6-phosphate deaminase
Exons: 2
Coding region: 1-1044 (347 amino acids)
Biological process (GO): carbohydrate metabolic process; D-glucosamine catabolic process; N-acetylglucosamine catabolic process
Cellular component (GO): cytoplasm
Molecular function (GO): identical protein binding; glucosamine-6-phosphate deaminase activity
Source: RefSeq, a predicted model, not a curated record